Molecule: messenger RNA, 2445 nt
Organism: Notothenia coriiceps (black rockcod)
Lineage: Eukaryota; Metazoa; Chordata; Actinopteri; Perciformes; Nototheniidae
Product: maltase-glucoamylase, intestinal-like
Exons: 21
Coding region: 1-2445 (814 amino acids)
Biological process (GO): carbohydrate metabolic process
Molecular function (GO): alpha-1,4-glucosidase activity; carbohydrate binding
Source: RefSeq, a predicted model, not a curated record
AUGGUGUGCUAUGGAAGGAGCGAGAGAGGGAAGGUGCCCCAGGACCCAGCUGUGUUCGGCCCCGGCUCAACCCUGUUGGAAAGCUCCAAACAUUACCUGACGAUACGUUACACACUCCUGCCUUACCUCUACACACUCUUCUACAAAGCCCACACCACGGGGGAGACUGUUGUUCGUCCUGUCAUGCACGAGUUCUUCUCUGACAGUAACACCUGGACGGUGGACCGGCAGUUCCUCUGGGGAAAACACCUGCUCAUCACACCUGUACUAGACCCGGGUAAGGACAGGGUGUGGGCAUAUAUCCCAGAUGCUGUGUGGUAUAACUAUGAGACGAUGGAACGACUGACAGACCGCAGAAAUCACGUUGAUAUGUACCUACCAGCUGACAAGCUUGGUUUACACAUCAGAGGGGGGGCAAUCCUCCCAACACAGAGACCUGAUGUCACCACCACAUACAGUCGGCGUCAUCCCAUGGGAUUGAUUGUCGCUCUCGAUGACAACAACCAGGCGGCUGGGGAGCUAUUCUGGGACGAUGGAGACUCCAGAGACACAGUUAAAACAGGCAACCACCUCCACUACGAGUUCUCCGUUAUGGCUGGAGUGCUGUCUAUGCAGGUGAACCGUGCUGGUUACAAGGACCCAAACAACCUCUUUUUUGAGAACAUCACCGUCCUUGGUGUGGCGGGACCUCCCACGUCUGUCACUUACACUCUCGUCGGAAAUUCAACCACCGCAGUAGCCAACGUCACCUACGAUGCAGCCAAGAAGGUGUUGUUCCUGACCGGCCUCUCGCUGAUUGUUGGGCAGUCGUAUCUGGUGGAGUGGGAAGUGGAGCCCAAUGAGCACCAGCGCUUCGACUGCUAUCCAGGCGAGAACGCAGAUGAGGCGAAGUGCCGAGCCAGAGGCUGCAUCUGGGAGCCAAGCUACAUUGAACGUGCUCCAUGGUGCUUCUAUCCAAAAGACUAUGGAUACACCAUGACGACAUCAGUAGAAACAAACUCAGGAAUGACCUUUGACAUCUCUCGGAACAACAAGUACCGGAGCAAUGUUCGCCCAGGGUCUCCAGACAUCAACACACUCCGCGUUGACAUCCAUUACCACAAGAGUGACAUGCUGCAGUUCAAGAUCUGGGACCCGAACACAGAGCGUUACGAGGUUCCAGUGCCGCUGUCGGUCCCCGCUACUCCAGAGACUGACGAGACCAAAAGGCUUUACAAGGUCCAAUUUACCGAUAACCCGUUCGGCAUCCAGGUCAUAAGGAAGAGCACAGGAACCAAGAUCUGGGACUCCUCGCUGCCAGGUUUUACCUUCUCAGAGAUGUUCAUCCAGGUGUCGACUCGACUGUCAUCGGAGUACGUGUACGGCUUCGGAGAGACGGAGCACGCCACCUACAGACACAACCUCAACUAUCACACCUGGGGAAUGUUCGCCAAAGACCAGCCUCCCGGUUACAAGAUGAAUUGUUACGGAGUGCAUCCCUUCUACAUGGGCCUGGAGGACACUGCUGACGCUCACGGUGUGCUGCUACUCAACAGCAAUGCCAUGGAUGUGACUUUCCAGCCAACUCCAUCCAUAACCUAUCGCACUGUGGGCGGCAUCCUUGAUUUCUACAUGGUCCUGGGACCUACGCCUGAAAUGGUGGUGCAGGAGUACACUGCGCUGAUUGGACGACCUGUUCUACCUGCCUACUGGUCCCUUGGGUUCCAGCUCUGUCGCUAUGGAUACGCCAAUGACCGGGAGAUAGCAGAUCUUUACAGAGACAUGAGGGCAGCGGGCAUACCCUAUGAUGUGCAGUAUGCAGACAUUGACUACAUGGAGCGUCAGCUGGACUUUGUUCUGGACUCAGAGUUUAAAGGACUGCCUGCCCUGGUGAACACGAUGAGGGAUGAAGGCAUGAGGUUCAUCUUCAUUCUGGAUCCAGCCAUCUCAGGCAAUGAGCCUCGAGGCGACUACCCUGCUUUCGACAGAGGUCUAGCACAGGAUGUCUUCAUCAAAUAUCCCAAAAGCAUCAGUGAUGAAAUUGUGUGGGGGAAGGUGUGGCCAGAUAGACCCAAUGUCACAGUAGAUGAAUCUCUGGACUGGGAUACCCAAGUAGAGAUUUACAGAGCGAAUACUACAUUCCCUGACUUCUUCCGCAAAACAACCGCAGCGUGGUGGCUACAAGAAAUCAAGGAUUUCUAUGGAAAUAUAAAAUUUGACGGCCUCUGGAUUGACAUGAAUGAGCCCGCCAGUUUUGUCCACGGUACAGUUGGAGAGAACUGUCUUGGUAACCCACUCCUAGAGAACCCUCCAUAUAUGCCACCUCUGGAGUCGAAACAUCGUGGUUUGAACCACAAGACUCUGUGCAUGAACAGCGAGCAGAUACUCAGCGAUGGAAAAAGAGUCCUUCACUAUGACGUCCACAAUCUCUAUGGCUGGUCCCACACCAAACCCACCUAUGAGUAA